Nannochloropsis gaditana CCMP526 is the source of this 546-nucleotide messenger RNA. RefSeq lists its product as uncharacterized. The record is from RefSeq and is a predicted model, not a curated record. The transcript has a single exon. The annotation marks the transcript as partial.
UCAGACUGUACAAUUGCUUUCCAAUUAAAUAAACACUCUCCUUCUCCGUCUCGCUCAACGUCCUUGAGGGGGACGAAUAUUGCUGUUGCCUCCGCUGCAAGCACUGCUUCCUCUCACGCCGAGCUUUUGCUGGUGCCCGAGAAGCUGUUGUUGGUGCGCCAUCCCAUUUCCAGCCGCUACACUUUUCUUUUGCCCCACACUCUGCCUAAGCUUAGUGUACCAGGCUUGGUACCUGGCGAGCAUAGCAUCCUUCUUCCUGCCCGCCUCUUUCUCCCGGUUCAGGCGCACGGUCAGACUCUCCACCUCGGCCUCGAGGCUCUUGACGCGGGCGGUCUCCCGCAGAGAGGCCACGUGGUUGGCGGGGUUGCUCUCGUGCGGGUACUUCUCUCGAAACUCCUCCAGCGCCGCCCGCAAGCCCUUGAAGCGCUUCGCGUACAGCUCCUGAAACUCCAGAGUUUCCCGACGGAUCCGCUCGUUCUCCUGCCGGGCCCGCUCCCCGUCCUCGGCCCUCUUGAUGAGCAGGGCGUUCUCGUCGCCUAGCGUCUU